AUGAUUCAAAAGUGUUUGAGGUAUAUCCUAUCUCCGAGUCUCUACAGCUACCUCUUUAAAAGCCCCCAACAACCAGUUAGGGUUUCAUCGCUCAUUUUCAAUCGCUACACCUUCAUCACAAUCGCUUCAAUUGCUUAUCGUGUUGCCAUGAGGAGAAAGACUAGGGCUGGACUUAAGGUUGGAACUCCAACCUCUGCACGAAAGCUUAAGGAUGAAGAGGAUUUGGUGAUUGCUACGGUGGAUUCCGAUAGUGGUGGUGAUGAGUCUGGGGUUCAGCGUUCGGACAAGGAUGUGAAGAGGGCUAAAGUUGAGUCCAGUGACAAGGAGAAAUCUGACAAUGGUAUAGCUACUCGGAAAAUCAUUUUGGGCAGACCUAUCUCGGGUAAGGCAUUCUUCAAUUGCGGUGUAAUUAAGCUGUUCUCUGACUUAGGGUUUGAAUCUUUGAUUGUUGAUUUACCGAAAAUCUGCUAUCCCUCUCUUGUGCGUGAGUUUUACUUGAAUUUGCAUGAGAACCCAUCUGGUCAGAUUGUGUCGUUUGUCUCGGAUACAAAGAUAACACUUUCGCCUAUGUUUUUGAAUGCUAUUAUUCAAGCUCCUCCCUCCCCUGUUUCAAUCCAUACUAAACGAGGAUUUAAGCAAUUAAAUGAUUUUUCUGUGAAAGACCAAUUUCUUGUUUUAUUUGGUCAAGAUGUUCCUACUGAAACCUUUCCAUCUACUACACAAAUUUUACCCUUAGCUCAUGCUGUGUUUAAGGUUUCAAUUGAGAAUCUGUGUCCUCGAUUGGGUACUCGAUCCAAUCUGUCGGCACAAGAUGUUGUUGUGGUUUCAAUGGUUAUGGCUGGGAAGUCCUUUGAUGUUGGGGACUUAAUUUUAAAUAAUAUGAUUGGUGCUCUUGAGGGAAAAUCUACUGCUGGAUUGCCAUAUGGGUUGCUUCUGACUCGAAUUUUCGAGUGGUUUGGUGUCAGUUUUGAUGGUAUUGAGUCUGUUUCUGCAAAAGAGUUUUUGGAUGUUAAAUGUCUUAGUCAGUCUAAUUUGAAGGUGGAAAAAGAUGGUAGUUUAUCUGUGAUGGAGGUUCCAGUUGCUACUCCAACCCCUGCUGUUGCUCCUCCGUGUGUUGAUUUGGGUUUGUCUGCUAAGGAGAUUAUGGAAUUCAUGGAUGAACUCCGUGAUAACCAUAAGCAGUUGGUUGAGGGUCAGAAGUUGUUGUCUGAGCAAAUGGAUGAUUUGGCCAACCAAUUUCAGUUCUGGAAAGAUAUAGUUUUUGGAGGAAAGACAGGGAAUACACCAGAGAAGUGUAGCUCUGGUAGUUUUGUUCAUGAGCUUCAGAAGCGGAUGUAUGGGUCUGGUGGAUCUUCUGAUUUCAAGUUUACUUUUACUUCUACUGAUGAUGCCACUGACAGUCCUAGGCCACGUACUGCAAUGGAUGCUCUUAAGGAGGCUGCCGGUACUGAUUCUGCUUAUGCUGAUGCUGGAAAUUUGAUGAUGGAACAGAAUCGUGUUGCUGCGGAGCUUACCAAGAAGUUUGCACAGGAGAAGCCUGACAAGGAUGAUGAGGAGACCUAA
Molecule: messenger RNA, 1563 nt
Organism: Daucus carota subsp. sativus
Lineage: Eukaryota; Viridiplantae; Streptophyta; Magnoliopsida; Apiales; Apiaceae
Exons: 1
Coding region: 1-1563 (520 amino acids)
Source: RefSeq, a predicted model, not a curated record